Messenger RNA from Lolium perenne, 1387 nucleotides. RefSeq names its product receptor-like protein 44. The record is from RefSeq and is a predicted model, not a curated record. Gene Ontology annotation, molecular function: protein binding. Lineage: Eukaryota; Viridiplantae; Streptophyta; Magnoliopsida; Poales; Poaceae.
CAUUUCUAUUGCCGGUGAGUGGCACACUCCCCCAAAAUCUCCACUACCCACCGCCAGGAAGAUCCCCUCCACCACCACCACCCCGCCGUCCCCAAAUGUCCCAACCAAGCCGGCACCACCAGCAGCACCACCACUCCCACCUCCCGCCGCUCGCCGUCGCCGUGGCCGUCGCGGCCGCGCUGGCCCUGCUCCCUCCGCCGUCCGCCGCCGACCCGUACGACGAGGUGUGCCUGACGAGCCUGCAGCAGUCCCUCUCCCUGCGCAACUGGACGAAAUCCUCCUUCGCGGCGCCCUGCGACGGCUUCAUCUCCAAGCUCCAGGGCGUGACCUGCAACAACGGGCGCGUCUACAAGCUCGCCCUGCCGGGCCUCUCCCUGGCGGGCGCCAUCCCGCCGGAGCUCUCCAACUGCACCAACCUCCAGUCCCUCGACCUCUCCUCCAACGCGCUGUCGGGCGCCAUCCCGCCGGAGCUCUCCAAGCUGCUCAACCUGGCCGUGCUCAACCUCUCCGCCAACGCGCUGUCGGGCGCCAUCCCGCGGGAGCUGGCCGGCUGCGCCUACCUCAACGUCAUAGAUCUCCACGCCAACCAGCUCUCCGGCCCCAUCCCGGACGAGCUGGGCCUCCUGGUGCGGCUAUCCGCCUUCGACGUCUCCUACAACCGCCUCUCCGGCCCCGUCCCGGUCCUCCUCGCCAACCGCAGCGCCGGUGCUGGGGCGGCGGCCGCGGGCGGGACGGCGGCGAGGUUCAACGCCAGCUCGUUCGCCGGGAACAAGGACCUGUACGGGUUCCCGCUGCCGCCUCAGCGCGGCCACGGGCUAUCCGUGCUCACCAUCGUCGGCAUCGGCCUCGGCAGCGGCCUGCUCAGCCUCGUGCUCAGCUUCUCCGCCGUCUGCAUCUGGCUCCGCUCCACCGACCGCACCGCCACCGCGCCCGGCGAGGAGGGAAAGAUCUCGCACACCAUGCCCGCCUACUGAAAUCGUCAUGCUGAAUUGCUGAUGCCUGUGGGUGGCGCUGUCGCAGAUGCAACUGACGACUCAUCAACUGUUUAUUUAAUUUAACCGCAGACGAUAGAUUUUGGGGUGGUAAUCUGGUAAGGUUAGAUUCUCUGAGCCAAGAUUGGACCCUGGCGCUGGAAUGCAUGCUGGAUCGACCAGAGUCUAGCAGCGCAGCCAUCUCGUGUGUGCUGCGAUCUCAGUGUCAGAAGUUAAUCUAAUUGGAGUUAAUUUUCCAUUCUUAUCUUUAUUUUAGUACGACUCACUGGAGUGAGUGAUGAGAGGGACAGAGUUAGGCUUGAUGACGUCCACCCGUGUGUGUAGAAAAUUUGUUUUCUCCUCCAUGGCAGCGAAUUCUGACGCAGGUCUUGUUAACGAUAAUGCCAUUCUAAUCA